GAUCUGCCCCUUCUUUCUGUCGACCAGAUUCAAGUCUCAGCCAGUUGCUCUUUCACUCACUCAAGGUUUGCGACUGGAUCCUCCACCAUGUUGUUUCCUUUGAUAAUAUUAUGGUUCCUGGGAACCGUUACGCUCGCUAUUGAGACCGAUCCUCUCAAAGGGUUUUGCCGACUCCAUGGACACCAGACGGCCGUCGUUGAUCGCAAGUUCUAUAUUGAUGGAGGGCUGGUGAAUUGGACGCCUCUCUCCGCGGAAUCAACAAACUACACAAGUACCUGGUUGCGGGAAGCAGACUUUGAUAAUUUACACGAGGCGUUCCCGGAGCACAGCUUACUGACCAAGGACGAGACGGUGCCUUCUGUUCAGGGUGGAGUGUUAUGGCCUGAUGAGUCGAACAAGUUGGUCUAUCAGUAUGGCGGUGAAUAUGGCAACUCGAGACCGGAGGAGUUCAAGCUGCGGUUCUACGACAUCGUCUACAAAACAUGGAAUGUCUCCAACGCUACCACGACGAAUAUACAGCGAUCAGCAUGGGGGGCUGGCGCUACAGCACAGGACAAGGGGAUGAGCUUUUACUAUGGAGGAUACUUGACGGCCGCGUCUGUCCCCGGAUACCCGACGACAACAGUUUUGAGUAACAUGAUCAUCUACAACAUGAACGACAAUUCAUUCAGGAACCAAUCCGGACCGGACAACAACCCUCGCGCCGAAGGCAGUAUGGUGUACAUCCCAGCAGGUGAUGGCGGAAUGCUCGUGUACUUUGGGGGUGUCGAAUUCGUAAACGGAAACCUGAUAGGGCAACCGAUGCCGAUGAACAUGAUCCGCAUUUACGACAUUGCCAACAACUUGUGGUUUAUGCAAAAUGCUACUGGCGACGAAAUCCCGGGUAACAGGCGUCGGUUCUGUGCAGGUGCGGCGUGGGCGGAAGACCGCUCUUCGUACAACAUAUAUCUCUACGGUGGUGCUUCGGUAGGAGAUGGAACGGGGUACGGAGACGUUUGGAUCCUCAGUUUACCAUCUUUUACGUGGAUCAAGUUCUAUCCCGACAACGAAUAUCCACACCACUCGCUCUCAUGUACAGUAUUCGAAAACACCCAGAUGAUUGUCAUGGGAGGCCACUUCCCCAACCAGACCAGCAACUGCGACGUCCCAACCAUCUACGGCCAACACAACCUCCACUUUGGCAAAACCGACAAAGAUGAGGUUUGGGGAGAUUUCAAGCCGGGGAAAAAGGGCUACCGAAUUCCUCCUGAGAUCUACAAGAAGAUCGGAGGAAGUGAGAAAGGCGGAGCUACUCUUCAGGAACCACCGGUGGGCUGGAUGCAUAGGGAUUUGAAGACGCAAUUCAGUCGAGCGCACACGCAAACGGACAGACCCCCAACUCGGGACAUCAAUCCACCUCCACCGCCAGCGGCAUCAACGGAAACCCCGGCCCCUACUCCUGAAGACAACGACAAUACUAAAGUCAUAGGUGGUGCAGUAGGCGGCGCAGUCGGAGGCGUUCUCGUGAUCGCAGCUGUGGGCGUAUUCUUCCUCCUCAGACGACGCAAGCAACGAGCACAAGCCGCACACCCAAAUCAAUCAAGCCGAGCGAUGCCGCCACCAUCCGAAAUGGACAGCCCGGUAUCCUCCAAAGCAGGCUUGGUCCACUCUCCACCAGGUUCGCCUCCUCUCAGGGACAGCAAAUGGGGCUACACUGCUCCAGACAGUAACACACAACACAACCACCCUUACCAACAGCAACGCCAACAUCAACACCAACACCAAAAUCAACAUCAACACCCACAAGGCGGAUACCCGAUCUCACCAGAGCAGCAAUCCGCGUUAUCGCCUCCGUGGUCAUCACACGCAACGCCAUUCGAGCUCGCGGGACCGAAUGUGUCGGAGCUGGCUGCGUCAAGAAGCGUGGAGAGAUUCGAACUUCCGGGCCACAUGUCUGAGGACGAGGAUGCGCCGGGGAACAGGGGGUCAAGAAGAGGCACAGGGCAUAAUUUCCCGAGAUCAGAAAAGAAAAAACGGUAG
This is a messenger RNA of Periconia digitata, 2019 nucleotides long. The record is from the annotation of a GenBank genome assembly. NCBI's taxonomy places the organism in Eukaryota, Fungi, Ascomycota, Dothideomycetes, Pleosporales, Periconiaceae.